Musa acuminata subsp. malaccensis (wild Malaysian banana) is the source of this 2162-nucleotide messenger RNA. Its product is annotated as IRK-interacting protein. The record is from RefSeq and is a predicted model, not a curated record. NCBI's taxonomy places the organism in Eukaryota, Viridiplantae, Streptophyta, Magnoliopsida, Zingiberales, Musaceae.
UUGUUUGACCUCUGGGAGAAACGUGCAGUUUUACUCCCAACGUUAGAUUUCCUCUCCCUGUUCCUCCUCAUCUAGUCUUGUCGGUCUUCCGUGGAGGUUGGCUUGCUCGACGAGCGUCUUGACCGCUAUCCCAUCCCAUGUCCUAUUGAGUUCAGUCACCAGGCGUUUCUGGGCUCCAUGGCUUCUUCUACCGCGUCUUCUCAGGCUCAUGGAACCGAGAGCGACGAUAUCCAGGCGGCCAUUGCCAAGACCGCGGAGCUGAGGUCUCUGCACGCGAAGUUGCUACAGAGGCGCAACCUUGGUGGUGGCCCCUUUGUGCUCGGCCCGCCCGUCGGUGCCGCUUCUUUCCUGCGCCACUCUAAUCCGCACUCCACCGCCGAAGAUUACCCUGUCUUCACACCUAGUUAUGAAGAAGAAUCCUUACCAGGUUUUCACUACAUCCGUCCUGAAACCCGAAGCUUAUCGGAAACCUGGAGUGCCAUUCAGGUAGAAGGCAAAAAUGAUGCAACAAUAAACAUAGAUGCCCAGAAAAACAAGCAAAAUAUUUGCUCAAGGAAUGAGCAUUUAUCCAAGAGAAGCUCAUGCAUAAAUCACAUUUCCUUUUUGCAAGCUUCGCUGGUGACUGAUACCCACAUUUCCUCUAGUGGUAGAAGCAGUCCCGGCGAGCAUGAAACCAUCAAAAAGUGCAACGCAUGCAAGCCUGUAACCAUUAGUAGGGAACCCGAAAGGGAGCACAGGAACCUGAAGACAGUUUCGAGCACGACAUCUUUGCAUGACACAGGGACAUCAAAACAUGUGCAUACAAAGCACAGAGGGCCUGUUCUGUCAUGGUUAUUUCCGAAAUCGAAAAGGAAACCCAAACCAGAGAUGUUGCCACACCCAAUAGAAUCUGAAGAGAUGUCCCAAUUCUUGAAUGACUGGGGAUUACUUUCAUUUGAAUCACUGAAGAAGGAACUGCUUGAAGCUAACAAGAACAAGGAUGCUGCACUCGCAGAAGUUACAAAAAUGAGGUCUUUGUUUGGGGAGCUGCAACAAAAGCUAGUCAAUUUGGAAACGUAUUGUGAGGAGCUGAAGAAGGCCUUGAAGCAGGCAGCACAUGUGAAAAGUUGCCAGGUUACGGACAGGCCUAACUUGCCGAAGAGAACAAAAACCAGUGGUUGUGUAAAGGACGAGUUGAUGCCCGUCAGCCAUGAGGUAAUGAUGGAAGGUUUCCUGCAGAUAGUAUCAGAAGCCAGGCUCUCCAUCAAACAGUUUAGCAAGAUGCUGAUCCACCACAUUGAAGAAACUGAAUGUGAUAUGAUGGAGAAGCUAAAUUUGCUUCUCCAACAUCAACAGAUGUCAUCAAGUAAAAAACACUCGAAAGUGAUGCUAUACCAUGUCGAAGCUCUUAUAAACCAAUGUCUAUAUCAGGACUUUGAGAACUGCAUUUUCCAGAAGAAUGGCUCACCAAAGUUUCUAGACCCACAGCAAGAACGCCGGGAGAACUACUUGGCAUUCCUUGCACUACGGAACUUGAGCUGGAAUGAGGUACUUCACAAGGGAACAAAGUACUACAGCAAAAAUUUCAGCAUGUUUUGUGACCAAAAGAUGAGCUGCAUUGCUUUGUUGCUAAACUGGUCGAGACUGUGGCCUGAACAGCUCCUCCAGUGCUUCUUCAUUGCUGCCAAAUUCAUUUGGUUGCUUCACCUGCUUGCCUUCUCCUUCAGCCCACCAUUGAUGAUCUUGCGAGUUGACGAGAACCGAAUCUUUGAUCCCCUCUACAUGGAGGACAUUCUUUUGGACAAAAAACGCGCGCACAUUGCAGCCCAAGUUAAGAUCAUGGUUAUGCCAGGAUUCUACAUUCAAGACAAAGUGCUGAAGUGCAGGGUUCUCUGUGAGUCUCUCUCAUUAGCAAAGUAAUCGAUCAUCUUUAGUUCUUUCUGAUGGAAUUUGUGUUCUCAUGAGCUGUUGAAACUGGUGUUCCAUCUUAAAUUUGUGUUGUCCUGUCAGGUACAGGCUUCAUAAAACAACUGUAAUUUUCACCUAACAAUUGUAUAAGUAGUGUGGUACAGAUGAAGUGGGACUGAAAGUGAUGAUAGAAUGUAUUUGCGUUGUUUUCAGAUGUGAUAGGUUCUUUCUGCGAUCCAUUUAUGGGAAAAUGAAAACAUAUGUCUGCUUUAUCA